Molecule: messenger RNA, 1047 nt
Organism: Rhodofomes roseus
Lineage: Eukaryota; Fungi; Basidiomycota; Agaricomycetes; Polyporales; Fomitopsidaceae
Exons: 3
Coding region: 1-1047 (348 amino acids)
Source: RefSeq, a predicted model, not a curated record
AUGUCUGCCGUAGACAAGCGUCUCAUCGAUAUCUUGGCGGUGGUCAGCUCAGCCCGCUACGAGGACAUUGCGAAGCUGUCCGGGAUAUGCAAGCUGUGCGGCGAGCUCCGCCAUGUCGCCGUCGUUUGCUUCGAGCGAGGCCGUUAUGGAGAGAUCUUUGAAUAUCGCAGUCGAAUCCAACCCACGAUGGAGACCCUCGGGGAGGCGCGUGCGCAGGCGGCGAAGCUCCGCAACCCACCCGCGAAGUUUGGCGGGUGGAUCUGCAUGUCCACCGUGCCGGCCUUUUACAAGAGCCCGCCGCCGUCUCUGAAAACCCUCCUCAAUAGGUCCCUGGAGGAUAGCCCGGCUGCGCAAGGACGCACCGCGAUUGUAGAAGGCUUGGUGUACGUACAGGACGGCUACGGCCCCGUGUCGAUCCCCCUCCUGGGGGAGAUCGAUCCCAAUGGCGAGGCCAUUGUCAUCAACGGCCACGGGGCGGAGCAGCCGCUCCUCCACCAGGCCGUGCGCACGCUCAACAGGUACAUCGGAGCCGUUGGGUACGCUCCAUCACCCGAAAAUCCUCACUUUACCCUCGACGUCUACGAUCCUACGGCCGAAACGUUCGUACCGCGCUCUCUCCGCCCCGUGUUCCCUCUUCGCCUCGCGCUGCCUCUGCAGUCCGUGCCCGUCAUCAAGCGGUCCGUGGUGACCCUAACCUCCUUCGCGCAUGCCUACGCCACGGGCCAGAGAGCUUUCGCAGCGCCCAUGUGUUCGAUGAAGUUCGACUUCAUCGACGCAUCCUGGACUUGGCCAGUGGGGUUGCGAGCCCAACGCCAAGUCAUGCAAGCAAGCUGGAGGGUCAGAAACCUCGGGGCGCCCCUUGGUACGUGCGCUGUCCGACCGCUUCUGCAUGAGCCGGGAGCCAUCGUUGUACCUGCGGUGCCGGAGGACCUUCGAGUGUUGGGUCGCGGGCACAAGGAGCGGGAUCUUGAUAGCGAUAUGGACUCGGAUGCGGCGGGCGUGGACACUGACGGUGAUGACGAGGCUGAGGCCGACUUGGACUUUUAG